This is a messenger RNA of Pocillopora verrucosa, 8340 nucleotides long. The record is from RefSeq and is a predicted model, not a curated record. Lineage: Eukaryota; Metazoa; Cnidaria; Anthozoa; Scleractinia; Pocilloporidae.
AUGUUAUCCACCGAUCUUUUACUUUUUGUCUUGUGCUUAGUUACAUGCUUCGGGAGAACGAGGCAAACCGUUAUCAACCCAUCAAAUCUCACCGAAUUUGGGCAAAACGUUUGUUCCAGGUAUACAGUGCAGGUUGAGGUUUACUACACUGUUUCAUCAAGGAAAACAUACAAACGCACCACAACCAGUUGCGGAUGGAUGGGUUGGGGCAGAUGCGACACAACCAGACCAAUACAAAAGUACUACGCUGUCCAAAGAACCAGAAAUGUCAGUGUGACAAUAAUUUACUGCUGUAGUGGAUGGAAGAUAAGCCACUCAAGCCCAAGGGAAUGCACCAAAGUGAUCUGCUCUCAGGGUUGUGAUUCCAAUCACGGCUUUUGUGUCGCACCAAACAGGUGCCGAUAUUCUCCGGGAUGGGAUGGGUCUGCCUGUGUGUCUUGUGUUUUUUUUUACAUAGAUGACAAUGAAUGUGCCACCAGUAAUGGUGGAUGUGACCAAAAUUGUGUGAAUACACCUGGUUCAUAUCAGUGCAGUUGCAACAUUGGAUACACUCAGCACGGCCACAGAUGUCAAGACAUCGAUGAAUGUCUCACUUUAUUACCAAGACCUUGCAGUUGUGGGGUUUCUGGAGAGCCUUGUGGUGCAAACUGUGUCAACCUCGUUCCUGGCUACAAGUGCACCUGCGCACUAGGGUUUCAGCUCCGAAGUGGUGGAACCAUUUGUGAUGAUGUCAACGAAUGUUUAACAGCAAAUGGAGGAUGCCCACAAACAUGCCAUAAUAAACCCGGAAAGUUUUCAUGCGGCUGUUUUAAUGGCUUCAAACUCAUUAGCGGGAACAUCAGUACUUCCUGCGAAGAUAUCGAUGAAUGCCUGUCAAGUAAUGGUUUCUGCACCCACUUGUGCGUUAACACUGCGGGAUCUUAUCGCUGUAAAUGUCCCACGGGGUUCAUCUUGGAUUCAAAUGGAAGAUCUUGCUCGGAUCAUGAUGAAUGUUUGCUGGGAAAACAUGGCUGCCAGCAAAAGUGUAACAAUUACCAUGGAGGCUUCUACUGUUCUUGCAACUUGGGAUAUGAACUCAACAAAGACAACAAAACUUGUUCAGAUGUGAACGAAUGCACCCCUGUGUUCGUUAAGAGCCUUAACAAAACUGUCAUCCCAGCAGGAUGUGAUCAAAUCUGUCACAACACUCAAGGGAACUACACCUGCAGCUGUAACCUGGGAUAUCAGCUUCUGUAUGAUGGAAAGCGGUGCCGGGAUGUGAAUGAAUGUAACACAGGUUUCCACUUUUGUGAGCACAAGUGCCACAACACACCUGGGUCUUAUGGCUGCUCAUGUUUCUAUGGCUACAGACAAAGGGCCGACAUGCGAUCCUGUGAAGGACUUCCUUGUGAGGAAAUGUUUGCCCCACCUCAUGGUGACAUGACCUGCAGCGGAUUUGUCACAAAUGAGACCUGUUGGUUCACGUGCGAGGAUGGAUAUGAAAUACAAGGUUCUGAAAAGAGAACUUGCCUCAAUUCUUCAAAGUGGGACGGACAGAAAACGUCUUGCAAAGUGAGAAGUUGUGGUCGACUAUAUCCACCAGAGAAAAGCAUGGUUUUACUUCCCUGUCACGUGACGUUUGGUUCCACCUGCAUACUUGACUGCGUAGAAGGAUACGUUGCAUUUGACCGCAAAAUUGCAACGUGCCGGCUGACUAACUCCAGCGACGUAGCAUGGGACAUAGGAAACUUCACGUGUGAAGAGAUAAUCCUUUGCAAACCCAGUCCCUGUCGGCAUGGAGGAAGAUGCAUCCUCAUCGAUUCACAAACGUUUUCAUGUGAUUGUCAGAAUACUGGAUAUGAAGGGGAUCUCUGUGAACGAGGUGUUGUUACACCUCCUGAUCUCCCAAAACUAAUUCCUGGAAGGCCUUCUGAAGAUCUUUUAUUACUUGCAAAACCUGACAAUGUAUUGACUGUAUUCUUCGAUGCAACCCUGAAAAUGACCUUCCGUCCGAAGAGAGUGAUGAUUCAGUAUCCAUCGGAUCAAGCGGAGUUUAAAGUUAUGGGACACGAGUCUGGAGUUGGUGUAGUGUUAUAUGACCUUAGUGGGAUAGACAAGCAUACUUUUUUGUCUCCCACGGAUAGCCCAAUCUUUGUUGGUCUUAUCAUAUCAAAUGAAAACAGCAUUUACACUAGAUUGGGCCUUUUACAUGGCGAGGUACCAAUCGGAUGCCAAACGAGGAACUUAGAGAACUUCCCAUGUGGGCUAAAAGCAGCCUACAGCCCCUCCUCAACCCUGCCAAAUGAUUUUCUCGUCCAGUCAGGGCCUGUUCACAUCAUUACAUCUGACAACAAAACAAUUCCCUUGAGUCUUGUGGGAUACAAUUUCUCUUCACCUCAUCAAUCAGGUCAAGAAUCAGAGCUGCUGAAAACACUUAUCGCCCAAACAACCACUAACAAUACGAGCUCGGCAAGCCAAACAUCGAACGAAAUUUGCUCCCUUCAGCCAAGCGCAGAAACCUUGAUUGAAUUAAUUCAGGAAGACGCUUUUCCAAAGUCUUUUAUGCGGUACUUGACAGACAAGCUACCAUUAUGGAUACGACUUAUGGUUAAGGACGACAACAAUUUAUUUGCCGCAGAAAACAUUCGAGCCGACCUCAUUCAAACCGCAAGCACGCAGGGUGACUACCUGAAUUGCAAGUUUCCUCCUCUUGGUAUCUCCACUGCAAUGGUCACAUAUCGUCCGAGAGUCACUUUCACUAUCUCCGCUGGGAGGAAACAAAUCUCCUUGCCCAGCAAAGGCUGUUGUUUUGCAACCGACCCUUGUGGGAGUGCAGUGUUCCUGGCAUUAUCCGAAAAUGCUGGUAAAGAAAUCAGCAAAAUGCCCGUUUUGAAGGACCUGACUGAUAAUGGCUGGGGUAUCCUGUUGUCAUCUUUUGGUUUCACCGCUCCAAAAAAAUACCAAAGCUUGACGAACUCCUUGCCUUCCGAUUCAAUGGCUGAACACUUUUCAGAUUUUCAUUACAAUAUGUGGUGGGAAGGAACUACCAACAUUUCCCUGAAAAACACAAGUGAUUUUACCAUCAAUAUGAAAAUGAGGGGCCAAGUGUUCUCAUUUGUAGAAGAUUUGAACGGCUUACUCACCAGGUACUUUUCUCGGCCAAUCAAGAGUAUAUUUCGUGGAUCAGUCGAGUUUACCUUUUCUAUGCAAGUUCUAGGCAAGAAAUUUUCUCUGAAGUUUCAAGCCAACAGUGUGGUGGCAAAAUCACAACUUGGAGGACCACCUCUUCUCUCAUCGGAAUGCCAUGUUCCCCAAGGCUUCACCUUUACCCUGGAUCGAGCAGCCGAACCUUUCAAGAAUAGCAUUUUUUUAAUCUUCCUUAAACCCAACAGAGGAAUCAAAUAUUUGCAAAUCUACUACUCUAUUGACGGUGGAGAAGAUAUCGCAGCAUUCGAUCCUAACAACAACUUGAAAUCUCUGGAAUAUCAAACGCAAGACAUAAAGAAGGUCUUUUUAGAUGUUCAGAUAUUUGUUCCUGAAUUGCAAGAAACAGCGCAAAGGGGGGCUGCAAUGAUAGAAGAGACGCUCGUUAAAGUUAUCAAGGCUCGAAAUUUGCUCACCAAGUCUUCAGAUCUCUUGAAACUAAAAAAACUGGUUGCAGAGAUUGACAACGAUCUUGACAAAAUAUCAAGAGUCCUUCAUCUUUUCAUAGCUAGGUCACAAGCGUUCAGGAAUCGUUCAAAGGUUGAAAAUGCCAUCAGUCGCCUCCUUAAACUAAAGUCAGACCUUCCAACGACCAUCUCUCUGGUAUUCACUCAGUCGUCCAUUCAGCAAUCCUUUGCUGGUGUUCGUUUUGCCCUUGUGGCACAGAUUUGUCACAAAAGACUCUGUUUUACCAACAUUAAUUGUACUGUAUGGUCCCUGACUGACAACUACUGUUUUACCAACAGUUCUGGCACAGACAAAAGUAUAAUCAUUAUGGGAACUGCCUUGAGAGACACACCCCUUGGUAGUGCAAUAACUUUCCCUGCUUGGAGACCGCUGAGAAUGCUAAUAAGCCGCAAAAAUGAGCCACUCGAGACUACAUUUGAGUGUUUCGUUCGAUUAUUGGGACUGACCAAAACCACUAACAUACGAUUGGUGGGACAUGAGCUCUUCUUUUCCAUCUCGGGACCACUUUUUGGAACAUUCGAGACGCUUUUGAAUGUAACAGCUGACCUUGAAAACGUUGCGGACUGGAAAUCCCUGGUGUUUGAAGUGAAGGGCACCAUGAGAAGGUCAUCAGGUCUUCAUGUGAUGCUGGAAGGUACGAUUGCCAACGAGACUACCCUUGCAGCCAAGGAAGCAACCCGAAGGUUGGGGAAGGCGAAGGCAGCGUUCAGUGCUGCAAAGAUGAAAGCAGAUUCAGCCAGGAAAUUUCUUAGAGAAAAACAGAUGAUCACCGAACAGCUGAGAAGAAAAAAAGAAAAAGCUGCAGAGGAUCUUCGUGUGGCACGUCUGCAAUAUAAAUUAGCAAAAGUGCGUUUCAACAACAUGGUCAACCUCAAUCGACAUCUUCUAAAUCCUAUAUGUGAAAUAAGAGAGUGUAACUACACUUGUUUGAACGGCUGUGUUUACCCUGACCUCUGCCAGGACCCGAUAAACAUAACUUAUCUUAAUCGAUACUGUGCAACAGUUGACAAACCAAUGACAGUAAAAGUUGUGGAAAGCAGCACUAGAAAACGCAGUUUUAGUGUGCAGACGUAUCAUACCGUGUAUACUGGAAACUGUAAAUCUGGGGUCUCCUUCAAAAAAAUAAUGGAUUAUGCUAGGAGGGAAGCUCAAGUUGGGAAAUUUGAUGGGUGGAUUAUUGGAAAUGCGUUUGGAUCCAUAGCAACGAAAGUCUCAAAGGUUAUUGGAGGAUUGGCUGGUGCGAUCGGUGGAGAUGUUGUUGGACAUUUCAGCAAGAAAAUAUUUGGCUGUUCUGAGACUUACAAGACAGUUCUUGGUAAACCGCGGCUUGUAGAGUACGAACAGAAAAGUUUCGAAGUAAAAGCUGUAGUCAAGAUAAUCAAGGAAAUUGAGUGCUCAGGCCAAGAAGAGAAAACAAAACCCGGUGGAUUUGGUCCUCCUUACCCUUGCUGUAAGCCAUAUGGAUGCCAAACCAAAGUCAUUGAUCCCCUUUGUGUCAAACACAACGAAGAAUGUCUUAUUUCUAUGACUGAGCUUAAAUUUACGCUUGAUGCCUUGAAUGAAACUUUUCAGUAUGCCUCUCUGAAUUUUGAGGAAUCCGUUGACAAGGUUAAAAAGGCUACAACUGUUUACGAGAAAGCGAGAAUUCAUCAUGAAGUGGCACUUGAUGAGCUGCACAAAGUAAAAUCUUACACGGAGCAGAGCAUAUCAGCGUUAGAAAUUGUGAAUGCUUCUAUGAUUCAUGUCCGCCGAGUCGUUGACUUUGGAUUGAAGAUAUCCCAAGCUAUGAAUGCCACUAAUUCGUAUGGUAAUAAAACUGUAGAUGUUGGAGACCUUAGGUUUUCCUUAACCACGGCAUCAGAAGAUACAAAAAAGAUGCUUUUUCAAUGCAAUGUUAGCUCUGCCAAUAAACAAUCAACGUUGGUCUCUUUUGUAGUUGACUUCGAUCAAGUCGAACGCUCAAUCAAUUUUGCCUCUAAGACGAUCCUUAGCGAGUUUUUUGGUGGGAAGAAGCGGAUGGCUCCGGAAGAACAGAGUCACUUUGAGAAUUCCACAAACGUAAAUGCUUUACAUAUAAGUUUCACGGAUUACCCUCAUGCAUGCCAGUUUGCCAAUUCAACACAUCUGUUCUUGAUCUCCAUUCUUCGCCCACUGGAAAACCUAAUUUCAGCCGCUAAAGGACUGGAUGAAGAGCUAUCUUCCGGAUUCCAAGACCUUGACAGAAUGACACACUUUGUUUAUGGCAGCCGCUCAUCGUCCAAUUCGUCGAGUACUUCCAACAUUUCCAACAGUUCCUCAAGAAGUCCAAACAGUUCGUUCGUCUCAGACUACCUAGAGAUGAUAGAACUCCUCAAAAAUGAGAGCACUCAGGUUCGAAAUGACUCUUCACAGUCAUGGAAUGAAACUUUUGAGGCUUGGAGGGCAUUCCUCGAGGUAUUCACCCAUAAAAGCGGAUUUCAGGAAUGUUCAGGUGCCAUUGACUGCAUCGAAUAUUCUUUCGAAGCGUUAAGGGAAUUUUACGAGUUUGAAAGCAGUCCGCAAGCAAUGACGAUAAAAGACGCACUUUCUAAGCUGAAAGACUUGAUUAUAGCAUUAACUUAUAAAGUGUUAACAAUGCCAGAAACUGAAAACACGCUCCAACAAGCUGUUUUAUUGCUGAAUGAGACCCGCGACGAUUCCGUUUUGUGUGGGGGGACACCGUACAUUACCUCUUCACCUCAAAAGGAAAUUAUCGUCCUGAAUGGAGAAAGUUUAUCGUUACGUUGCACUGCUGAAAGUGAGGCUGAGAUAAAGUAUGCUUGGAUGAGGAAUGACAAGCUUGUUGACGAAUCACUGGAUGGAACUUUCUAUGUGCGCGCUAUCAGCAAGCAACACGAAGGUGCUUAUGUCUGUGUCGCUUCAAAUAAUAAAGGCAGUUCAUCGUCUAACGUAACGAUUAUCAAAGUUCAUAACAAGCCCAGUAUCACCCUACAUCCACAGCCACAAAGAGUCGUUGUUGACGAUGAAAUGCCCGCGACAUUCAUUUGCAACGCAACGGGUCAACCUGCGCCUACUUUUCAAUGGUUCUUCAUAUCCAUCAAUUCGUCUGUUGUCAAAAUUAACGAGACGAGACCCGUUUUACACAUGCCUGGUCCUCGCCGACAUCAAGAAGGUUAUUACUACUGUGAGGCAUCCAACGAGCAUGGUGUGGCAAUCAGUCAGAAGACCCGGCUUGACGUACUAGGCUACUCUGUGGGACUUCCCAGGCUGCUUUUCGCCCUGAAUAUCUCAUCUUCCUGCUGGGAGGUAUCAAAUACCUCCAGCAAUUCCGUGCACAAAGCUCUGUCAUGCAAUUCCGGCAAAGAAGUUUUGCCGUCAUCAGAAAACGAGACCUUAACUGAUGACAUUCGUCGUUCCCUAGCAAGAUCACUUAAUGCAUUCAUCAAGCUGAUCUCCGAGUUUGAGUACAGCUCAAGAAAUAAUUACACCGCCACCAUUGCAUUUAUCUUAGAUAUUGAUAAAGAAGCUUGGAAACAAUCAAACUUUACUUGUCAUAUGGAAAUAGUUGAAGCCAUUGCUGAUAUUCGCGCCAAUCUGAUUGAAAAAGUGGAACAGUUCAAUUCUAGCAUGCUGAACAGGACUUUUGAGGUACCUUGGAACAACACCGUUGUUUAUGGAGAUCCUGGAAGCCUUCUUGUUUACCCUCUGUCUCCGGAAUGUCCCCCCGGACAGGCCCUCGAUGGAAAUGGAUACAUUUGUGCAAACUGUCCUGCUGGCUCAUCAUAUGUAGAGGAGAAUGAAACAUGCGCAGAAUGUCCGUUCGGAACUUACCAACCCGUGCAAGGACAAUCAAGAUGUAUUCCCUGCGGCACAAACCUCACCACCGCCUUUAAUGGAACAGUGGAAGAGUCAGACUGUAUUGCUGAUUGUCCAGCUGGUUCAUACAGUACAAAGAACAAAACAUGCUCUUUUUGUCCGCUUGGCAUGUACCAACCAUCCCGAGGGAAGUCAGUUUGUAUUGCUUGCGGUAAAAACCUAACAACAAUUACCAAUGGAACUGUGGAAGAAAUACACUGUAUAACGAACUGUCCUGCUGGCUCGUACAGUUCUGUGAACCGGACAUGCGCUCUUUGUCCGCUUGGUUCUUACCAGCCGUCUGUUGGUCAGAUGGAUUGCCUUCCCUGUGGACAAGGUUUCACCACAGCCUCGCCAGGAGCUGUCAGUGAAUCGCAGUGUGAAGAGAUUCAAAAGCCAGUUACUGAAGACAAGACAACCAUUUCUACAUUAACAACAACAUCGCGAAAUGUUGAAAUGAAGACAAGUACCAACGAACAGCUUACAACUAAGACCCCAGGGGAGACUAAAGAGCAGGAAAAGGCUGAUGAGUUGUCUUGGAAACUUCCCGUCAUCAUUAGUGCUUCAUUACUUGUGGUGCUAGGUGCCAUACUUUUGGUAUUAUUCAUCUUUAAAAGACGUAGAGCGAGUAAGGAUGAUUCAAAACCUAACAUAGAACCAGCACGGACGGCACAGUUUGAUAAUCCAGUCUACCUGGGUGACCCAAACCUCCGAAUUGUAAAACCGUUUGACAAUCCACUCUACGGAGUCGUCGAACAAGAGCCACAAAAACGAGCAGAAGAUAACGAAUAUUCAUUGGUGGACGAGCCAAUGCUGGAUGCAUCUAGUGAAGAUGGUCCUGAAGGACUUAACUAA